Messenger RNA from Aureobasidium musti, 666 nucleotides. Lineage: Eukaryota; Fungi; Ascomycota; Dothideomycetes; Dothideales; Saccotheciaceae. The record is from the annotation of a GenBank genome assembly.
AUGGCAUCUACCGAUGUACCCCGUCGCAACCUGUCCAUACACCUCCGCAGAGGUCGCAAAGACGCCGACCGCAACGACUCGACCAGCUCGAUAGGAAGCGGGCCCAUGGACGACCAUGUCUCUAGCUCUAGCCUGAAGCCAGCCAUUGACAACGUCUUCGCCAAAGUCAAGGAACGAAGAGCCCGCAAGUCGCAAGACCUCCGCCGGAACAGCGACGACUCGUCCAAAGGUCUGCGUGGCCUCUUGCCAUCAUCCAAGAGGUCGCGCCGGAAGAGCAGCGCCCAGGACAGCGACCUCCUCUCGGCAUCGGGCGAUCUGAUGCCGGAACGUCAACGGGCUUCUUCCCCAAACCCCAGCGAGCUUUCUCUGGGCAACCAAGGCAGCGGGCAUAGCAGUCUACUGACCGAGGACGAAGACGACANNCAGCGUAAGUUCAUCCUUGUCAUUCCAUCCUGUGCCGUCGUGAUGCUAUUCAAGGUGAGGGCUAUGUGCCAAGGGUCCGAGCGCCGUGAGUCGUCGCAACGCCGAUCGCAACAACAUGGGAGUAGAGUGUCCACUUUUGGCUCUGCAAUCACAAUCGUCCAGGACCCUGGUGGCCCGCUCUCCUUUGCGUAUUGCUCCGUACACGUGCUGGAUACGCCAUACGGCUAUUGCUACUCUACAUAA